Linepithema humile (Argentine ant) is the source of this 540-nucleotide messenger RNA. The record is from RefSeq and is a predicted model, not a curated record. Lineage: Eukaryota; Metazoa; Arthropoda; Insecta; Hymenoptera; Formicidae.
AUGAAUCGUCGUCGCAAGCCAAACAUUCCUGAGUUAGUCUUCAAGUUCCUCGUCGCGGACCAGGCUGCUCGCGACACAAAACGUACCCUCGCAACUGACUGUCGUUGCGGCCAAGAGAAAUACCGCGACGAAGUCGUAGAAUCCGCAGAUAUUCCACGAAUUGCCGGCAAGAGUAUGGGUUACGGAGUGCGCAAGGACAGCGAUAGGGUCGCAAAAUCGCACGUUACCAAGCGACGUCCCACCUCCAAGGAUCUACCUAUUUCAUUCCUGCAGAAAUGCGUCGGCGGCGAAGGUACGAGGAAGGCGAGAAAAUACAUUAAGAAGGCAUUGGAUUUUGGCGUCGAAUCGGGAUAUCUUAUACCUUCCGAUCCCAUGUACAAAGUCCUACGUGUAUCUUCCGACCUGAUGAAAAGCGAUUCGCGGAAGAACAGGAUUAGUACGGGCGACCAGACUCUCUCUAAGGAACGUGACACUCCGGUCAGACUCGACGACUUACAGGUGCAAGAGCAGCGAAGGAGACGACGGAGGCGAAGGAGGUAG